Messenger RNA from Acipenser ruthenus (sterlet), 2842 nucleotides. Its product is annotated as golgin subfamily A member 5-like. Bases 341 to 2530 code for a protein of 729 amino acids. The record is from RefSeq and is a predicted model, not a curated record. Gene Ontology annotation, cellular component: Golgi membrane; Golgi cisterna. NCBI's taxonomy places the organism in Eukaryota, Metazoa, Chordata, Actinopteri, Acipenseriformes, Acipenseridae. The transcript is spliced from 13 exons. Gene Ontology annotation, biological process: Golgi organization; retrograde transport, vesicle recycling within Golgi.
ACCGCCGUUGCUGUGAGCCCUUCCAGGCGAAGUGGAGGGCACUCUGUUUUGGGUCCUGAUACAGCAGUUCCUUGUCCACGUCUCCAGGAUCAUGGAGGAGGGAUGAGAGUCGAUUCUCUGUAAGCUUCUUCAACUCCAACACGGCUGUUGUGUUUAAAGUUAUUACCUGUCAUGUAAUUCUAUAUAUAUUCCUCGACAUUUAAAGAAACUAUCGAAGUUUGGCAGACAAUUUGAUAUAUUCUGUGAAAGGUAAGGGGCUUGGUAGAACCACGAAAAAAGGCCUGAUAACAACAAGAAGUCAAAUCCACGAAUCUGAAAAACAAAUUAAUAAAAAUCCAAUAUGUCUUGGUUGACUGAUCUUGCGGGGAAGGCAGAGAAUUUCCUGAACAAAGUGGACCAGGGGGCAGCAACAGCGUUGAGUAAACAGCAAGCUGAGAUGACUGGUUUAGCUUAUGACGCCACAGACUCCAGUCAGUACAUUUCAUCUUAUAAACAACAAGCUCCUGAGUACCAUCCACCCCCAGAGGUGCCUAGCUUCAUCACUUCGGCUGCUGUCAAUAUAAAGAAACAGAAGGCCACCCUUCUGUCUGGGACAGCCAACGUAUCCUCUGCAUCACAGACCACCCUGGAGGUUAAUGACAGGCCUUCUUCCAGACCCUCGUCUCACUUUGUGAGGCCCAAAAAGACAGAGCCGGAUGACGACCUGCUCUUUGAUUUCCUGAACAGCUCAGACAAGACUCUUAAUGGUAAGGUGGACGCUAAAAAGGAAAAGCCCAAGACGUUGUCAUCUCAGAGCCUGUCCCGAACUUCGAGCCUCAGCUCCAUCUCCACUGGUACCCCCAGCAACAAAACCUCUGAGGACGGCUCCAGCAAGGAUCAUGGACAAGGUACUCCAGAGAGCUCUGAUUCUGGUUUGGUUGCCCCCUCAGAGCCUGCCAAAGAGGUCAGUGCUUCAGUUGGCUCAAGUCUCUCUGUAAAAGAUGAGAGCCAGACGCAGGUGCUGUCGAACCUCAGACUGGAGAACCAGCUGUUGCGCAAUGAAGUCUCCUCGCUGAACCAGGAGGUGGCGUCUCUGAUUCAAAGAUCAAAAGAAAUGCAAGAAGAGCUAAGCAAAGCACGGGCCCGGGUAGAGAGGUGGAACGCUGAUCACUCUAAAAGCGAUCAGACUGUGCGGCAAAUGCGUUCUCAAGUGGAUGAUCUGACAGAGGUGAUCUCGGCUAAAGAUGCCCAGCUAGCUGUCCUCAAAGUGAGGCUAGACGAGGCUGACCAGCUUCUAAAAUCUCGGACAGAGGCACUGGAGUCUGCACAGUACGAGAGAUCAAGAAUCAUCCAAGACUGCAAUGAAGGCAGCAGCUUACACGACCAGACAUUACAGACAUUGCAGGAGAGGUUAAGAGAAGCUGACUCUGCACUGAAGAGGGAGCAAGAGAGUUACAGACAAAUGCAGACCGAGUUUGCAGCCCGUCUCAGUAAGGUGGAGGCGGAGAGGCAGAGCUUGGCUGAGUCGCUGACAGCAGCAGAAAGAAAGAGCAUGGAAGAGAAGAGGAGGGCAGAGGAGCUCCAGCAGCAGCUGAAAUCUGCUAAAGCUGGAACCGAGUCUGUCAAGCAAGAGCUUAUAGACUACAAACAAAAGGCUACACGGAUUCUUCAGUCAAAGGAGAAGCUGAUCAGCAGCUUGAAGGAGGGCGCAGGGAUUGAUGGUCUGGACAGCCACACAGCCAGCACCAUGGAGCUGGAGGAGCUGAGACACGAGAGGGACAUGCAGAGGGAGGAGAUCCAGAAACUCAUGGGGCAGUUCCAGCAACUGAGAACAGAGCUGCAGGAUACAGAAAACCUACUGAUGACAGAAGGGGAAUCUUCUCGAGAGCAGCUUCAAGAACUGCAAGACCAGAUAACCAGUCAAAAACAAUCCAAGCAAGAGGCAGAAGCUGAAUUGGAGAGGCAGAAACAGGAGUUUCAGUAUUUGGAGGAAGAACUGCAUCGCACCAAAAACUCUCUCCAGAGUAGAAUUAAGGACAGAGAAGAGGAAGUUCAAAAACUCAGGAAUCAGCUUACCAACAAGACACUGAGCAACAGCAGCCAGACAGAGCUGGAGAACCGGCUGCACCAGCUGACAGAGACGCUGAUCCAGAAGCAGACCAUGCUGGAGGCCCUCAGCACAGAGAAGAACUCCCUUGUCUUCCAGCUCGAGCGCCUGGAGCAGCAGCAGCUGAAGAGCAUGCAGGGUAGCAGCACCGUUAACGGACCUUCCAUCAACAUGGCAGGAGUGGAGAACACAGAAGGUGCUCGAAUGAGAAAUGUGCCAGUCCUUUUCAGCGAUGGGGAAAGUACUGAUGCAGGGAUGUACGGAAGAGUCCGUAAUGCAGCAAGUACGAUUGACAGAUUCAGCAUCCGGUUAGGCAUCUUUUUAAGACGUUAUCCAAUUGCAAGGGUGUUUGUAAUUAUUUACAUGGCAGUACUUCACCUUUGGGUGAUGAUUGUUCUACUAACCUAUACACCUGAGAUGCAUCCAGGCUCCCCAGAUGGUUGAAUGGGAAAGUGAAAGCGGAGAACAUAACUUUUAAAAUAUGAAACACAUACCGUUAGAAGCUACUGAACAGCAUGGAAACAACCCUUGUCAUGGUUGGGGCCAGUAAUUUGCAUAAACUCGUAUUGGAAACUGCCUCCCACCCCCACGUUAUCUUCCAAAGUACUUUAAAAUAUUGUAGCAUCAAUGAAUAGCAUCUUGCAAAAUAAUAUCUCUGAGUGCAAAUUGUCUUUUGUAUAUACUGUAGAUUUGGCAGGUUUUUGAAUGUAAUCAGGGAAAUAAUUAGAUUAAAGACUGGACCUGGGUUUUCAAUUU